Telopea speciosissima is the source of this 992-nucleotide messenger RNA. RefSeq lists its product as uncharacterized. The transcript has 5 exons. The coding region runs from base 14 to 868 and encodes 284 amino acids. The record is from RefSeq and is a predicted model, not a curated record. Lineage: Eukaryota; Viridiplantae; Streptophyta; Magnoliopsida; Proteales; Proteaceae.
UCUGUCCAAGCACAUGACACUGAAAUCGAAUAUUUCUCCUUCUUUCCCCUUCUUUCCCCUCUCCUCGUUACCUUUUUGGGUUUACAGGAAAAUGCAUGGAUUUUCGAUUGUGGAUGGUUUCAUGAACGUGAACGAAAGCUUAGCAGAGAUGAUAAAGUAUGUGGCGAAUGAACCCUCGGUGGGGCUUUUCUAUGUACAACAGCACACUCAGAAUGCGGUUCCCAGCCUUCUCAAUGUCAAGGAUAAAGUUGGGGAGAAGUGUCAUGAAACAACCCUUCACACUGAUGAUUUGGAGGACUCUCUUACCAUGUUGAAGUCGAUGAAAGAAUGCGGUCUGCCUCUCACUGAUGAGAUGAUUAAAGACAUUAAAAAAUCUGUACUUAUUAUGUCAUCAGUACAACCACAAAGAGGGUUAAUCCAUAACCAAAAAUCAGGUUUUGAGAUUGGUAAAAGUAGCUCUUGGGGUGCAGUUUCUUAUGAUCGUAAUGCAUUAGGUGUUCAGCAAGAUGAAGGGAGUCAUGGCAAUUAUCUCUCUGCAGUAUUGAAGUUGGCAAAGCAGAGAGCUAUGGGUCUUAGAUGGCCCGAACUUAAUUCCAAACAGCAAAGAGGACCUGAUGGUCAAGAAACUGACGAGCUGCCACUGUCUAGUCGGAUUGUAGAUGAGCAGCUUGAUAAAGCUGCAAUGGUUACUGGAAGCUUGGCAGGUCAUGAUUUAUCAUCAGUUAUGGAAAAGUAUGAUCAUUUCAGAGCUAUAAGAGAAGUCAAACUAAAGGAAUGGUUGGAGGGACCAGAUAAUCUGAACGUUACUCAAGCCGACAUUCUCCCUUCCACUUCGUCCACACCUGCUCACGCAGGUGCUUCCCUCUAAGGCGGAACACUCCCCUUGAGAGCAUCAAAGCUGGCAAUGCGAAACAAACUUUAUCUUGAAAACGCAUGAAUAUGAAAAAUAAAGCCUGUAUAUUUUAUUGUAUAAUUCUCUUCUGGUUUGGGUA